UCUUUUCCCUUAAUUUACUACUGUUCUAGUCGAAGGCGCUGCUCGGAACUGUGUUCUUUAACACGCAAACUUCUAAAUUCUAACUAGACAUUGCUGAAUUUGCUGUAACCAAAGAGAAGAACAAUGAGCACCAGUAAAAGAGGGGCUCCGCCUGAUCCGGUGGCGGUGCUGAGAGGUCACCGCGCUUCCGUUAUGGACCUUUCUUUUCAUCCAUCUCAACAUUUAUUAUUCACUGCCUCAGCGGACGGCGAGUUGAGAAUUUGGGAUACAGUUCAACAUCGAACUAUUUCAUCUGCUUGGGUGCACAGUGCAGCCCAUGGCAUAAUAUCUGUUGCUACUAGUGAAUUGUUUGGCAAUGAUAAAGUUAUUAGCCAGGGUAGGGAUGGAACUGUUAAAUUAUGGGAUUUUAAAGAAGGAGGUCUAUCUCGGGCUCCUUUAGUUACGAUCAAGACAAACUCGUACCAUUUCUGCAAGCUUUCUUUAGUUAAGAAGAGGAAGCUUUAUGAUAAUAUGAGAGAGCAAGAGGCUUUGGCAACUGUCGAUACAAAUAUUUAUUGCGAUAGAAAUGAUUCAUCAAAGUGCUCAAGUGGCUUCCAAGAAGCCAAGCAUAUUGAUGGACCGAAGUGUGUUGCCAUUGCAGGAGAACAGUCUUCUGAGGUUGAGAUAUGGGACUUUAAUACUGCAGAAAGACUUUCACGGUUGGCUCAAAAUUGCUCUGGUGGCUCAUCAAGUGUUUCUACUCAAAAAAGAGGGAUGUGCAUGGCUGUUCAAGCAUUUUUACCAUCAGAAUCACAGGGGUUCCUGAAUGUGUUGGCCGGUUAUGAGGAUGGUUCUAUGCUUUUGUGGGACUUGCGGAACCCAAGUGUUCCUCUAACUUCAGUAAAGUUUCAUACAGAGCCAGUUUUAAGCCUAUGCAUUGAUGGAAGGUGUGCGGGGGGUAUCUCAGGGGCUGCUGAUGAAAAGAUUGUCCUGUUCAGUGUGGAUACCUCUGUGGGUUCAUGUGUGAUCAAAAAGGAGAUUACCUUGGAACAACCUGGUAUAUCAGGCACAUCAAUCAGAGCAGAUGGAAAAAUUGCUGCAACUUCUGGUUGGGAUCAUAGAAUCAGGAUAUAUAAUUACCGCAAAGGGAAUGCUUUGGCAAUCUUGAAAUAUCACCGCGCUACGUGUAAUGCGGUCUCCUAUUCAUCUGAUUGUAGAGUGCUGGCCUCUGCCUCGGAAGAUACUACAGUUGCAUUAUGGGAACUCUAUCCUCCUCAAUCUUGAAAUGACACAGUAUCUAUUGAUGCUGAACUGUAGUUUCUCGUUUUAAGAGGUCAUUUGCACGGUAUGUUAUUCAUUUCCUCAAUAUUUAUUUAUGUUUUCUCGGCAUGGAAAACAUCGAGGCACUUGCAUGCUAUGUUCUUGUCACUGUUGAUAUUGUAUAUCCAUUAUAUGUUUCAUGUAUUAAUAUAGUCAUUUUUUAUGCUGUUUAAAAAUUGGUGGCAGUAUACGAGAUUCUCAAGUUUAGUCUGGCUCCUAGGAAUGUCCCCUUGUUUAGAAAUUGUAAUUACAAAUAGAAUAGAUACAUAUGGCUCAGGGUGAGGAGAUGGGUUUAGUUAGGACUUGAAAUGCACAGACAAUAAAAGACUAUUUUUUUCAAUUAGCAAACUGUUUUUAUUAGGCACACUUGAUAUCAUUGUUUGGUAAUGGAAUAGGAAAUAAAAUCUCAUCAUAAAGUUAUAGUUCUAGAAUUCUUAAGUUUUGAUUUGUUAAACUCAUCGUAAAACAAUGAGAAUUCAUUAUUUUUUUUUAAUUUGGUAUUGUUUUAUUAUAUAUGGAAAUAGAAUUUAAGUUUUAACUACUAACAAAUAUCCAACUUCGAUCGAGUCCCGACUACACACCCGAAUCUCUGGACUCCGACUAUGACCCUGAUCCGAGUACGACCUGAGCUUCGACUCUGACUAAGUUCUGAUCCCAGCCCAAGUGCGGCGUUCAACCCGACCAUUGAUUCACAAACCCGACUCUGAGUUUCGAUCCUAAUCUCGAGCUCCGACCCUGAUUCCAACCCUAUGUCCCGAUCCCGACCCACGUCACAAGUCCAACCUUGACUCAAGUCUCGAUCAGACCCGAUGCCCGACCUAGAGCCCAACCCGACUUGAUUUUUGACUCUGAUCCUGAAUCCAGUUGGACUCCCAAAACAUGGUUAGAUGACCGUUGUUAACUUCUUAUAAAGAGAAUUAAUGUAAUUAUUUGUCUUUUAAAAUUCCAAGGGAUGACAAAACAAAUGAAAUCCUAAUACUGUUUUUUAUAGGUAUUGAUAUUCCAACUAUUUCUUGAAAAAGAUUUCUAAUGGAAUCCUAUUUUAUGAAUAACUUUCUUUCUUGAGAUAGCAAAUCAAAAAGUUGAAAUAUGAAUAAAAUUUUCAUUCCAAGAUUAUACAAUCAAACAUGCCCUUAGUGUUUUUUUUCUUCUUAUUCUCAAUAAGCUUAAUCAUUGAAAACUACUCUAAUUUUUUAAAUUUUUUCGUUUAUGGUCCAAACUUUCAAAAUCAUCAAUUUUAGCCCAUUUUUCAAUUUUCAAUUUCAAUUGUAGUCAUUUGUUUAAAUUGGAGUAUAAAAAGGUUAGAAUAUGCUCUUUAUGUUUGAUGGUAAAAAGGCAAAUUGGAUUAAUAUGAAGGGCAUAAUUGAACUUUUUUCCGCUCUAAUUUAAACAAAUGGCUAAAAUUGAAAUUAAAAUUUGAAAAUUGUGAUAUAAUUGACGAUUUUAAAAGUUUGGGCCAUAAAGAAAAGUCAAAAAGAUGGAUUAUUGUUGGAUGAUUAAGCCUUCUCAAUAUUGUCAAAUGUAGCAAAAUAUCAUAGAUCCCUUCUAGUUCCUGAUAGUAUAUAUAUCAGUUGUUGCGGAGGAAACUAAAGCCUAAACACUCCAAAUAUAAACCAACAAACUGAUAUUGGCCUUAUUUAUUUAGAGCAUCUAUAUGGUAAUUGAUGUGAAGUUUUAUCCCUCCCACGCAUUAAAUUGUUAAAAAAAUGAACGAAGGGCAACCCGAUUAACUUGAAUUUGACCGUCUUAAAAACAAUCUAUUUUUUAACAAUAGAGAAAAAAAAUCUACAACAUAAUAUUCUCAAAUUAUCAUUAGACUGCCCCUCUGAAUUAAAUUUAUUGGUAUGCUUAUUAAACAUUUGAAUUUCUAUCUUUUUACUGUCUUAGGCCUUUUCAAUUUGUUAUAGCAGUUUUAACAUUUCUGCAAACAAUUUUUCGAAGUUCUUGCAAGUGAAAUGCAUUACUGAUAUGUAUAUUACAUACGUAACCAAUAGACGGAACAUUUAGAGAUUGAAAAAUUCAACAGCAAACCAACAAAAUAUCCAUAGGGAUUUCAGCUGCUCCUGUCAAUGGCUUUACAGCUUGGUACCCACUAUUUUUUAUGUAUAUACUGAGAUAUUUGAUACUUGAACUUGGAAAAGAAACAAAAUCUGCAAGAAAAUGAAGAUAAAUGAUGGAGAAAGAUCGAAAGUGGUAGAACUAGCUAAGAUAAAGGAAGAGUUGAUGAAUUCUAAAGACAUAGCUACACAAUCAUGGUUGGCUUCGAGACCACUAACCGAUGACCUUGAAAAACUUAAAUCGAACCUUUCGAUUGCUACGAAUCGAACAUUUGAGUCUACAGCUGUAAUCUCAGAUCUCCAAUUGAAGAUCGACGCUACCAAUUUGAGCUUCAAAUCCAAAACAAAGGAACAACUCAGCACCAAGAAGAUAAUCGGUGAAUUAUCUGAAACUGUUGAUAUUGCUCACAAAGAAUUGGAAACGAUCAAAAAAGAAAUAUAUGAAGAGCGAAAAAUGAGAUCGAAACUAAAACAAGUCCUGCGGAUGAGAAGGCAAAAGCUACGGACAUUAAAUGUCACUCUCCAAGCUACAGAGAUGGAAUCAGAUGCUUUUGCAGAAUCAGCAGCAGAGGCACUUGAGCAUAUCAAGAAUUCGGAAACGGACAAUAAAAACGUUGUUCAGAUCACUCAGGAAGAAUAUUAUUGCUUAGUGGAGAAAGCUAAAGAGGAAACGGCACUUGCAGAAUGGCGGAUUUCGCUCUUCACGAAACAGAAAUUCGCUGCUGAGGUAAGUCGAAACUCGUGCCUAUCAGGAUUGAAACAACUAAAAAGGAACGAAAGCAAAGGCAGAGAAACUAAUGAAGAUGAAAAUAUUAUUGAUAAAGUAAAAGAAGAAGAAGAAUCUCCAACUCGAGGAUCUGCUCUUCUCGAAGUUCGGGAAAAAACUACUGAUAAGUUAGAUCAGAAUUUACAAAAGCCGAGGAGAAGAUCAAGAUGUAGUAAUAGAAAGAAUACGAAAAAGAAACCAUCAAUUUUAAUUCGCGUAAAAAGCUUUCUUGUAAGGAGCAUAGCAAGGUUAUUUCGAUGAUUGAAAAUGUCAUUUAAGAGCUAUAA
Molecule: messenger RNA, 4409 nt
Organism: Mercurialis annua (annual mercury)
Lineage: Eukaryota; Viridiplantae; Streptophyta; Magnoliopsida; Malpighiales; Euphorbiaceae
Product: protein DECREASED SIZE EXCLUSION LIMIT 1
Exons: 13
Coding region: 124-1263 (379 amino acids)
Molecular function (GO): protein binding
Source: RefSeq, a predicted model, not a curated record